GAGAGGGGGCCGUGGGCUCGCGGGCCAAGUGGGGCCCCUGCUCGCGCAGGCGAAAACGAGGUCUCGCGAGCUCCCAGCCCGUCGGGCGGUGGAGUCUACGGCCGGGGCAGCCCAAUCGCAACCGGCGCGAAGAUUGACAGCCGGCGAAGUCGCACGUGACUGUGUUGCUAGGUUACAUGACCCGGUCGCUGCUGCGCCGCUUCCAAUCAGGAGAUGGCCCGCCUACAUUUUGCGGCAUUAGUUGUGGAUUGGUGAAACUCUCUCAAAUGACAAGUACUUCAGCCAAUGGGACCAAGUCAGUAGUCAAAGCCCCGCCUCCAGGCCGUCCCGGGGCUGGCGGUUGAAGUAUGUUCGAGGCGGGCAGGACCCCGCGGCCGGCGGUGACGCUGCAGCUGGGCAGUUACGCGGGGUUCGUGGGCGCGCACUGGUGGAACCUGCAGGAUGCUGCGUGGUGCCGUGACUCGGAGGCGGCGGGGCGCGAGAUCUGCCCCGAUGUGCUGUACCGCGCUGGGCGGACCCUCGGCCGGCCGGAGACCUACGCGCCGCGCCUCGUCCUGAUGGACUUGAAAGGAAGCCUCAACUCUCUGAAAGAAGAGGGAUGUUUAUAUGGGGACAUGAAAAGAGACACCUCGGUAGCUUGGCCGGGUAGUCUGUCGACUCAUCAAGAAGAUCCUCCUGCAAAGAAUCUUUUUCUACAAGACCUCAGCAAACUGGAGGUUUUGGUGUCUAGACCAGAGGUGGGCAAACGACGGCCCACGUGGCCCAGCCCUCGGCUCCUCCCUGCUGUUCCCCCUCCCCCACAGCCUCAAUGCACCGCGCCACACUCUGGGCAACCGGGCAGCCCAGUUGCAGAGCCGCAGCUGGUUGCCCAGUUGCAGAGCGCCGCCAGCCACUGGUGCUCCAGGCCGUGUGCUUUUUGUUGCAGGGAGGCAUAUCCUCUGAUGGAGACUUUGGUCCCAGAGCUCUUCCUCUCAGUAAAGAAGGGUCACCAGUUGGAAGGCAGCGUGCAGGUUUGGUCUGAUUACCUCCGCGUGCAUCUGCAUCCCAGAAGCAUCUUCAUGAUACAUCAGUACAACUAUGAUGGGGAGUCCAGUCAACUUGAAGCCUUUGGACAAGGUGAAAGCCUCCUGCACAACUCCACUUACCUAGAGGAGCUGGAAGAUAGAUUGCACUUCUACGUGGAAGAGUGUGAUUAUCUGCAGGGUUUUCAGAUUCUGUGCGACUUGAACAAUGGAUUUUCUGGAGUUGGAGCUAAGGUGACAGAACUGCUCCAUGAUGAGUAUUCAGGGAGAGGAAUCCUGACAUGGGGACUGACUCCAGUCAUUCAUAAUGUUGGGGUGUCCUGGAAGGAUUUUUACAGGCUGAUGAACACAGUCCUGGGAAUUGUCCAUCUCUCCACUCACAGCUCACUCUUUUGCCCACUGUCACUCAAUGGAAGUCUGGGACUCAAACCAGAAGCCCCUGUUACACUCCCAUAUGUACAUUAUGAUGCCUCUCUAAACUAUCACAGCAGUGCAAUCUUGGCAACAGCAUUGGAUACCCUCAGUGCUCCAUACAGGCUCCAUUCUUCCCAGUUCUCCAUGGUACAGCUUGCAGAUGCAUUUAACAGCUCUGGGAGAAAGGUUGUGGCUGCAGGGGCUGCUGUACCCUUUCCUAUGGCAUAUGGUCAGUCUCUCCCAGAUGCUUUGUGCAGCUACCAGCUUGCAGUGCCAUGGACACCAUUGUCUUCGUGUGGGGAGCAAAAGGACAGCUGCUGUUUUGCUCAGUCUGUUGUGCUGAGAGGAAUUGGCAAAGAAAAUCUUAUCAGUAAUCUUCCUCCAGGGUCACAACCCAAGUCUGCCCUACAUGUUUGUGAAACUGGGGAGGAGGUUCUAGGAAGCUACUUACGUGCUCGGUGCCCAGGGACAUUCAGCACCUCAUAUUUGCUUCAGGGCCCAUGUAAAGUGUUACCCCCAUACCCCCAAUUUUUCUCUGCUCUUCUAAACAAGCAAGGUUUCCUCCUGGACAAGCUUCCUAGGUGCUCAACAGUCGAAAGCAUCCCUGUCCUAACAGCACUGCAGUCAUCACCUGCUCUGUACAGUGCUCUCAACAGUUUAUAUAAGGAGCUGCAUCGAGUGGAUGUACAGCGCUGGGCUAGCUUCUUCUCUGCAGGCGUUGAACUUUAUGAUUUUCAGGAGGCCCUACAUGAGCUAAGAACGCUGUCCCAAUGCUAUAAAACAAGCUCGGAGUUUGAUGAAUCUGAAGAGGAAGCAGACUCAGAUUAACUCUACUGCUUAUCACUUUAGGAAGAAGAUAAACUUUGAUUUUUUUUUUUUAAAUGUUGAACUAGGGCACUGGCUUUUUAAAGAAUAAAAUGUUACUGCAAAUUAA
Molecule: messenger RNA, 2370 nt
Organism: Caretta caretta (loggerhead turtle)
Lineage: Eukaryota; Metazoa; Chordata; Testudines; Cheloniidae
Source: RefSeq, a predicted model, not a curated record